Eriocheir sinensis (Chinese mitten crab) is the source of this 973-nucleotide messenger RNA. RefSeq lists its product as uncharacterized. Gene Ontology annotation, biological process: proteolysis. Gene Ontology annotation, molecular function: metalloexopeptidase activity. Bases 68 to 973 code for a protein of 301 amino acids. The record is from RefSeq and is a predicted model, not a curated record. The transcript has 7 exons. NCBI's taxonomy places the organism in Eukaryota, Metazoa, Arthropoda, Malacostraca, Decapoda, Varunidae.
CCCUUUUCACCUCGCUACAGGCACCGUCAGCGGAGAUUUCUUCGCUGAGGUGGACCUCAAGCAACACAUGGAGACGUUCUUCAAGGACCGCUACCCCAUAGAGGACAACCGGCCCACGAGGGAGGCCGCGAGGGAAUACAUCAAGAACAAGUUCUCAUAUUAUGGCCUCGAGGUGCACGAGCAGAAGUUCAACACCACCAUCAACACGGACCCGAAAGGAUUUGGUUCUAACACUGUGACGGUGGAGGGCACAAACAUAAUCGGCAUCAAGAAAGCCAUCACGCAACAAGCCGAUGCAGUGGUGGUGGUGGGCGCCGACUACGACAGCAACGGCCUCUCUGACCCUCUCUUCUACAACGGCGCGGGGGUGGCAGCGCUGCUCGAGGUGGCCCACGUCUACAGCUUCAACACCGACUGGUCUGGACGCUUCGCCGAUAACUUCACUACCAUCUUCGUGGCCUUCGAUAUCAACACCAAGCACUACAAGGGAUCAUCGGGGCGUCCGGGCGGCUACUACUUCGUCAACAAGUGGCUGUGGAACUACAUCGAUCACAACGUCCACUACUUCGGAGGCGCCGUCAUCCUCGACUCAAUUAUGAACGUACAAUAUGAACCCAACACCCAAACCCUGACCCAAAAUUUCCAUAACCUGUUCCCUGACACGUACCAGAGAGUAACAGAGAGCGGUGGCAAAGGCGACUUCCUGGCUAUGGUGUCUUUGAAAGGGUCUGAGGACUCCACCAAGCUGAGCGACCAAUUCUCGGGAGCCUACUACAAGGACCGUCGAGGGCAGCGUUACAGGCUGGAGGACAUGGUGAUGAUUAACGGCGGCUCAUUAGAUCCGAUGAUUGAGCUUAUCGUCGAGUGUGACAACAUUCACUUCUGGGCCUUCAAGGAUGACAGGAACAACUCCAUCGCCCUGCCAGCUCUCCUCCUUACAGACACCGCCACCUUCCACCUGUGGAUCUACUGA